UUUAUAGCCCAGGGUUUCUAGUUUCCUCCACUAAAAAACCCAUUUCACUUAACUCCAUUGGGCUUCAUUUCGGCCCAUAAAAAAGGCCCAAUAAUGAAAAUUCCUCCUGAGCGGGAAUUUGAAAUUUCAAUAGAGUAACGCGAGUGUGUGUGUAGUGUGUGUAGUGUGUGUGGUGUGAGAGGAAGGAGAAUGGAAAUGGAGGAAACAGUAUCGCGCGUAGUCUCUGAGUUAGAGGAGCACCGUGGAAACCCUCAACCACCACCUCUCUCCGAACAAAUCCUAACGGAUCUUCAACUUCUCCUCCGGCACUCUCUCUCGGAGUCCCUAUACGAUGAACUCUCAUCGAAAAACCUCUCUCCCUCCUCUCUCAACCCUCCCAUCGCUUCCGCCAUGGACUCUUCCCCACCGCACCACUCUCUCCUCGCUUCCGACGUCUUCCUCUCCCUCCUCCUCUCCCCAAACGCCCCCGUUUUCACCCUCUUCACCCCAAUCUCCUUCCUCUCCUUCCUCCGCUCCCUGCGUCGCUCCUGCAAGGCCCACUCCCACUCCGGCCCGGCCCAACACGCCCCCCAGCCCCGCAAACGAAAGCGCGCGGGCCGGCCCCGCGCCAGGAAUCCCCAAAACGACGACGAUUCGCCCGACGCGGGCCCCCAACAGCACGACCCUGGGCUCCUCCUUCGCGUGCUGGAGAAGCUGGUUCGCGUCAUGGACCUAAUCCACCUCGAUCGCUUCCCCGAGACUCUCAAGUCGUUGAUCCAAACCGUGGCGGAAAUCCCCGUGACGGCGCAAGACACGUGCGGGAGCGCGGCGCAGUAUAGCAACCUGCUUGGACUCUGCUCGCGCGUUCUGAACGCGGUUCUCGAACCGGAGCACGGUGAGCCUUCCGACACUGCCGCGGAGGUGCUGAAGUCUCUGUGUUCGCUCGUUCUCAUGGCGAAGUCGCAGGCGAGGACCUUCGCUCUUGGGUUCGUUACCAGCCUUGGUGGCAAGCGCGACGGGGUGAAGAAGGCGCUGGUUAAUUUUCCGCGGUAUUUGGCGGUGAAGGCGCCGGAGAAGGCCGAGCCGAGAGCUUUGGCGGUGGACUCCAUCAUGGAGGUUGUUAGAGUGGUGGAGGAUGAGGAGCAAAUCGCGUUCGUGAAGUACGUGGUGCAGAUGGCUCAGGGGAAGUCGAGUCUUCGGCUUUUGGCGGUUGAUUUGAUUUUGAAUUUGGUGAUGUCGUUGAAGAAUCCGUUGGGCGUGGAAUCGUUGGAUUCGGAGAGUGGUUUGAGUGAGGUGUGGGGAGUGUGGUGCUUGGAGGCGUUGGUGAAGCGGUGUUCGGAUGUGAGUGGUGCGAUUAGGGCGCGGGCUUUGUCGACUUUGGCGCAGCUUGUGGGGUUCCUUGGUCGUGGUGAGAGGACUAGUGUGGUUUUGAGGGAGUUUAUGGGGUUUGGAAAGGGUGGUGAUGGGAAUGUUGAAGGUGGGAUGAAUGAUAUGCUGAGGAAGAGGUGUAUGGAUGAUAAGGCUGCUGUAAGGAAAGCCGCAUUGCUUCUGGUUACUAACUUGACUUCUCUUCUUGGAGGGGCGAUUGAUGAAGUGGUGCUCAAGACUAUGGGCCUCGCUUGUUCUGAUCCACUCAUCAGCAUGCGGAAAGCGGCAAUUGCAGCUCUAUCAGAGGCUUUCAGAACAUUUUCUUCUGAAACAGUAAUAACUGAGUGGCUACAUUCGGUUCCACGUCUAAUAAUUGACAAUGAAUCAAGCAUCCAAGAAGAAUGUGAGAACAUGUUUCAAGAACUUGUUUUGGACCGGAUAUCUAUAGCUGCAUCUGCUACCUCUUCAUAUAGUGAAUUUUCCUCUAAUAGAAAGAUGAAAGGAAAAGGUAUAGACAAUGAGAUGGAGAUGCUUUUUCCUAACGGAAUUUUGUAUCUUCUGAGAGAAAUUUGCAAUGGAGAGGUGAGCCCUUGGGUGAAGAAAAUUUGCACAAAUUUGGGCAAAAAGAAGCGGAUGAAUCACAAAAUUGUUAGUGCACUUCAAAAUAUAAUCGGGGCAUCGGAGUCUAUCUGGCUGAGACACUCCAUGCCUAUAGAAAAGUGGACUGCUCCACCAGGUGCUUGGUUUCUUUUGUCAGAGGUGUCAACAUUCCUUUCAAAAGCUAUAGACUGGGAGUUUCUUCAUCAUCAUUGGCAGCUUCUUGACAAACAUGAAGUGGAGGGUGAGUUCAAAAGCCCAUUUGUACAAAAGAAUGCCUUUGCAGAGGAAGAAAGCAUUGAAUGCAAUUCUGUUGCCUGGGCAAGUGACCGAGUUUUCCUCUUGCAAACGAUUUCUAAUGUUUCUGUUGAGCUGCCCCCUGAACCUGCAGCUGAUUUGGCUCAUAACUUGCUCAAACGGGUAGAACAAUUCAACAUGCAUUCGACCGAGGUUGACGCUCAUUUAAAAGCACUAAAAACAUUGUGCAAGCGGAAAGCUUCAAAUCUCGAACAGGCAGAAGCAUUAGUCUUGAAAUGGGUCCAACAAGUUCUCUCCAGGGCUUCUGAUAUAAUAGAAAAGUUCAUUUCAGAGAAUUCAGAGCAAAAUGCACAAGGUAGCUUCUUCACUCCUCCUAGAAGUGGGACUAGGAAAGGCAAGAAAUCGGCAGCAAUGUCCAAGUCAUUGUCUAAAGCAGUUACAGCGAUUUAUACUGUCGGGACUUUAGUUAUUGUUUGCCCAUCUGCUGAUAUGAGCAAUAUAGUUCCUCUAUUGCAUACUAUCAUCACUUCUGGGAGUUCUGGUCCCAAAUUAAAUAAACUACCUGGCCCUGCAACUUCUUUGCAACAGGAAGCUCCUUCUUUUUAUAUUCAAGGGUGGCUUGCCAUGGGCAAGCUUUGCCUAGCUGAUGGGAAGCUAGCUAAGAAUUAUAUUCCUCUGUUUGUACAGGAGCUUGAAAAGAGCGAAUCCGCAGCUCUUCGCAAUAACAUUGUGGUCAUGAUGGCAGAUUUUUGUGUCCGCUACACUGCUCUUGUUGACUGUUACAUUGCGAAGAUCACAAGGUGUCUGUUAGAUCCUUGUGAACUUGUGAGAAGGCAAACUUUCAUAUUGCUAUCCAGAUUGUUGCAGAGGGACUACGUGAAAUGGAGAGGAGUGCUAUUUCUACGGUUCCUUUUGUCACUUGUUGACGAAUCAGAAAAGAUUAGGCAGCUUGCAGAUUUUCUCUUUGGAAAUAUUUUGAAAGUCAAGUCCCCCCUUUUAGCAUAUAAUAGUUUUGUUGAGGCUGUUUUUGUUCUGAAUAACUGUCAUGUCCAUAAUGGACAUCGUGAGUCCCAGGGGUCACAAACGGAAAGGCAACUUUUUUCUGUCAGGGGUACUGAUGAAAAGUCAAGGUCUAAAAGAAUGCACAUUUAUAUUUCUUUACUAAAACAAAUGGCUCCAGAGCAUCUUCUAGCAACCUUUGCCAAGUUAUGUGCGGAAAUUCUAGCUGCAGCUUCUGAUGGUUUGCUAAAUAUAGAAGAUGCAACUGGACAGUCUGUUCUUCAGGAUGCUUUUCAAAUUCUGGGCUGUAAAGAGAUACGCAUCCCAUCCACUCGUGCAUCAUCUGAUUCAGCAGAUGUUGAGGAAGAAGGGGGAGAAAAUGGAUCUGCAGCUAGAGGAAAGGCUAUAACUCAGGCUGUCAAGAAGGGCCUUAUCCAAAAUACAGUCCCCAUCUUCAUCGAGUUGAAACGUCUAUUGGAAACCAAGAAUAGUCCCCUCAUAGGUUCUCUCAUGGAGUGCCUCCGCGUCAUUCUAAAGGACUACAAGAAUGAGAUUGAUGACAUAUUGGUUGCUGAUAAGCAACUGCAGAAAGAGCUUAUUUAUGAUAUUCAAAAGUAUGAGGCAGCUAAAGCCAAAGCUACAGUUGCUGAGGCUGAGGGCACCAAGCCAAAAUCAGGUUCAAAUCAAUCACCUGAUGUUUCUAAGAACCUGACCAAGACACAAGGACAAACAGUUGGACAAAGUAAGAACAAUAACAAGCUUCCAAGUGAUUCAAGAGUUGCUUCAGCAAUGGCAGAUGCAGCAGCUGCAGCGACAGCUCGUUCUGUGCUUAGGGAAAUAAACAAGGGGACGGGUACACCAACACUUGGCUCUCUGAAUGUUCCUAAAGUCAAGUCUUGUACUGGUACGGGCAAUUCCAAGCAUGUUAAGCGUGUGGAUGUCAUACAAUCUGUAAUGAAAAGACAGUCUUUCGAUUCUGAUGAAGAGAACUAACAUCAAAAUGUAUUUUGAAUUUUAGAUUUCCUUCUAUUGUAUAUUUUUGGUUUAAUGAGAUUUGUAAA
Molecule: messenger RNA, 4262 nt
Organism: Cajanus cajan (pigeon pea)
Lineage: Eukaryota; Viridiplantae; Streptophyta; Magnoliopsida; Fabales; Fabaceae
Product: binding protein
Biological process (GO): mitotic chromosome condensation; meiotic chromosome condensation
Cellular component (GO): condensin complex; condensed chromosome, centromeric region
Molecular function (GO): histone binding
Source: RefSeq, a predicted model, not a curated record